Messenger RNA from Coccinella septempunctata (seven-spotted ladybird), 946 nucleotides. RefSeq names its product cuticle protein 19-like. Lineage: Eukaryota; Metazoa; Arthropoda; Insecta; Coleoptera; Coccinellidae. The record is from RefSeq and is a predicted model, not a curated record. Gene Ontology annotation, cellular component: extracellular matrix. Bases 373 to 741 code for a protein of 122 amino acids. The transcript is spliced from 3 exons.
AGUGAGAUAAUAAAAAAAAAAAAAAUCAAGUGGUGUUCGAUUCCCAUAAAAAACAUAUCAGGAAGUCCUCAAAUGUGACUUGAUCCAACUGAGGACUCAAUUAUUUUCGAUAAAUCUUCUUUAAUUGAAGUACUACCAGCAAAACAUAGAUGUAAGAGACAUUUCUAGCAUUCUUUAUACGGAAUGAAACGUAUGAAACAAGCUGUUAAAAUUGUCCAGAUUGGGGUUUGCGCCUGAGAAUACAAGAAAUCGCAAUAUCGUUUAGUGAGAUUAUCCCACUUCUGAAAUUUCCUUAUAAAUGGACCCGAUCCAUGUUUCAGAUCAGUGAAAUCACAUGAGAUUGAAAGUAGUUUCGUUUCAUAUUCGGACAAAAUGUUGAAGGUAUUUUUUAUUUUAAUGAUCGUAUCGAAUACAAUUUUGGGUGUCACAGUCAAAUAUGAACAACCUGCUCAAGAAGCUGUGAAAGAGGAACCAAGUUCUUACCCCAAGUACCACUUCGAAUAUGGAGUGAAAGAUGACCAUUCAGGAGAUGUUAAGGAACAAUACGAAGAGAGAGACGGUGAUGCAGUAAGAGGGGAAUACACCCUUCUUGAGCCUGACGGUACCAUCAGAAAAGUACAAUACCAUGACGAUGGUCACAGCGGUUUCAACGCUAUCGUAACCAAGACGGGACAAGCAGUACAUCCAGCGGAACCCGUAAAACAGCCUGUACAUCAACCAUACGCGGGAUACUUGCAUUAGAGUUGAAAUAAUGAAAUAUUUGUUGCCUUUUUAUUAGUAUAAGUAGGUUGAAUGUCAAAUUUUUUCAGUUUUAGGUGCCGCCUGAAUGUUUUUAAAAAUUUUUGUUAAUCUCCUGUAAAUAAACUUGAUUCCUCCUCACAAAUAAUUAAUGGUACUACUCCCUAUACAUUGUUCUGAAAAUAGAUGAGGCGAGUAAAUCUCCAAA